GCAUGGACCCACUUGUGGUGACAAUUCCCACAUGUCAUCUAUUUCUAACAUUAACAAACACGUACCCACCGUGCUUAGUCCAAGUGUCAUUUUCUCAUAUAACCUCUGCUUCAUGUUUGCCCAGCUUCCAUUGGUCAUUUCCCACCGUCAAUACUUCUCCCUUCUCCAUAACCUCCUCAACACCUCCCACUCUAAACUCUCCUCCUACUUCUCCCAUGUCUUUCUCUGUUACAUGACAAAGUUAUUUCCAGAGUACUCUCUCCCUUUGUUGCCAAACAAAUAAUAAAAUAAAAAAGAUAUAGCAAAAGAGGAGGAGCACUCUACUGUUUUUCUUACUUUUCCUUUUAAAGAAAAAAAAAAUAUAUCACUAGUCGCCACCAUGAUCAAGACCCUCAACCCUUAUGCUAAUACAGCUAAAACGGCUGAGAUUAUGUCAAGGUACAGGCCUAUAGCUCCAAAGCCAGAGACACCAUCGAGUCCCACAAGUGAAACGACCACCACCACCACCACCACCACGCCGCCAUCCAGUAAUACUACAUCACAGAAGAUUAGCCAAUCCCCUUACCUGCGAAAUCUCUGGCCACAAUUGCAGGCUCGGCCCACCAGAACCAGGAAGAGAGGUAGAGCUGCUUUAUCACCAUCCAUUACUCUUAAGCGCCAAAGGACCCACGCAUUCGGGCAAACUCCACCUACUAGCCAUGUGGCUUUCCAGGCCAAAAACAUCUUGCAAGGCUUCACUCAUGGGCUUUCCCAGCUGUCCAUACCCCACAUCUUGGAUCAGAAACCCACUACCAGUUUGGUUACACUGCCUCUCCUCCCAUGUCACCCACCUUCGACCCCAGUUAUUUCAAAGCAUGAUUGGAUAAAAGCUUGUGGUGAGGAUAACCCAGUAAUAGACUUGAAUACCAUAGCUGAAGUUCCUGAAGAGAAAGAUCUUUUGAAACAGCUGCAGAGGAUUCCAACCAGCCCCACCACCAAUGUCAUUUCACCACAACCCGUUAGGCCGGUGGGGUCCAGCAUAUGCGUGCGGUCCAUAUGCGAGGACCUUACCCAAUCCUUUGGAGCUCAAGCUCCAAAGAAUCCAGAGGAAGUUGAAGCGGAGGUCGAGUCCGAGGCCCUGCCAGUUGUGAUAACAGAUUCCAACAACAAAGUUAGGAUGGCAAAUUCUGCUUACAAGGAGUUAGUUGGUCAGCCCGAAUGCUCGUGGCUCGAUUCCAUGGUGACCAAUACUGAGGGACGGCUCGGACUCGGAGGCGGCUCAUGCAAGAGAAUCGGCGGAGAGGUGGCUCUUCAGUUCUCCGACACAGCUGUGCCUUUUUCUUCAGAUGGGUUCUCUUGCUGGGUGAGGAUAGAAUGGGGGAGUGAUGGGAAUAAGAACUCAGUUAACGCUUUCUGUGAUGUUAUCAGAAUAUCAUGCGAGCCAAAAGACUACGUCUUCACUUGGAGGUUCCAUAUCCACACCAGAGAGGCAUCUCAAUCAAGUUGUAAUGUUUGAACUCUGUACUGUAAAUAUAUAAUAUAGGUAUUCUACAUAGUAGUUUAGUUAGAAAAAUGCAGCUCAUCUACAUUGUAAUUGUACGUCUCAACUCUCAACAUCGAGUAUAUAUAGUUUUAUUAGCUGUUUUUUUAUUAUCAAAAGAAUGUAAGUUUGAAAUCUAGUCUAGUAUUAUAAAUUAUUAUGUUCUGUUCA
Cannabis sativa is the source of this 1690-nucleotide messenger RNA. RefSeq lists its product as uncharacterized. The coding region runs from base 380 to 1495 and encodes 371 amino acids. The record is from RefSeq and is a predicted model, not a curated record. The transcript has a single exon. NCBI's taxonomy places the organism in Eukaryota, Viridiplantae, Streptophyta, Magnoliopsida, Rosales, Cannabaceae.